UAUUCCAUGGUGCAUUUCAUCAGAAGAUGGGACAGCUAUUGAUAAACUUCAAACUUCCGGAAUACGUUUCUAUCUUUUUCGUCACCACCGCUCAAAGUCAUAGACCCAAAUAAUUGAGCACUAGUCGGAUUCGAGGCGUGGAACUGAGUCAUCGCUUGCGGCCAAUCUUUUCACACCCACGUUGUCCGUGAUCCACCCCAGAUCGGUAAUUAUAGUUGCCAAAAUUGUCUACCCAAAUCCAAAGUCUUCCACAGGCACCAUAGUUGUAACUCUGGUCACAUCAUCCCAUCGCCACUGGCUCCCCGAUCUCCCAUUCUUAAUCUUGUUCCCUUCUGAUUCUCUCUCUUGUAGUCUUCCUUCUCCCUAUCUUCGCGUUUCUUUCGACGACCGUACCAACGGUCGGCCACCACUUGGUGGAUGGAUUCCUCUUUUCCUGAAAACAUCCCACCACCCUCCUCGAUCUCCCGUUCUCUUCUGCAAUGACUCAUCGUCACCGCCCUCCCUCCCUCCUCCUCAUCCUCUCGCCUUUCCUUCUACUCUCCUCCUUAGCGUCCUUCAAAAGUGAUUUAACCGCCGCGGCCGAAUGCCUCCCGGAACAGAGAUCCGUUCUCCUUCGGCUGAAGAAAGGCUUCUCCACCAGCAAGUCCACCACCAACCUCGGAUCUUGGAAGUCGGGCACCGACUGCUGCGACCACUGGGAGGGCGUUACCUGCGACCCGGCUUCUACGGGUCGGGUCACCGCUCUCAACCUUAGCAACCGCUUCAUAUCCGGUACGAUCGAUACCAUCCUCUUUAACCUCACGUCCCUGAGUUCUCUUAACCUUGCGUACAAUCUGUUCAACCAAAGUCUCCCGUCGUUGAGGUUCGAGAAGCUCGCUAAUCUCACUCGUCUCAACCUCUCCAACGCCGGCUUCUAUGGCCAGAUACCGUCGGGCAUCUCUCGCCUAACGAAGCUGGUCUCUCUCGACCUCUCUACAUUGUUUCUCAACGAGAAACCUUCCACCUCACUCAAGCUUCGUGAUCCUGAUCUCAGGACCUUAAUUGCAAACCUUAGGAAUUUGAGGGAACUCUACCUCGAUGGCAUCAACAUCUCUUCUGAUGGUUCCGGGUGGUGCAGAGCAGUGUCCGACUCGACCCCUGGCCUUCAAGCGCUGAGCUUGGUAUCCUGUUCGCUCUAUGGUCCAAUUGAUUCAUCGCUCUCCAAGCUUCGGUCAUUGUCGAAACUUCGCCUUGAUCAGAAUAAAUUUAAUUCCAGUGUGCCGGAGUCCUUUGGUAAUUUUUCUUCUUUAGCCGAGCUUCGUCUCAGUUCUUGUGGGCUAACAGGCUUUUUUCCGGCAAGGAUAUUUCAGCUUAGGAAUUUGACAUUACUUGAUGUCUCGGACAAUACGGAUCUUUCCGGGAAUUUGCCUGAGUUCCCCGAAAAUAGCACCUUGGAAACUUUGGUUCUGUCGAACACGAACUUUUCUGGGACUUUACCUGGCUCUAUUGGAAAUGUCCGGUCUUUGGCAAACUUGCAGCUUUCAGGUUGUAGAUUUUCUGGGACUUUACCUCGAUCUAUUGGAAAUCUCAAGUCUUUGGCAAACUUGCAGCUUUCGCGUUGUAGACUUUCGGGGGUCAUACCCUCUUCUUUUAGCAACCUCACCCAGCUGGUCCAUUUGGACCUCUCAUUCAAUAAUCUCAGUGGUGAGCUACCUUCAAUGGUUCGAUGGCGAAGCAUUUCGGACGUAGUACUUUCGGAUAAUAUGCUGACUGGAUCGAUAGCUUCCUCUCUUGGCAACCGAAUGCUUCCCAAUCUUACAAUAAUUGAUCUAGCAAAUAACUCACACUCUGGUACGAUUCCUGUGUCGAUGUUUUCUCUACCAUCCUUACAGAUUUUGCGACUUAGCCAGAACCAGUUCUCGGGUCUUCUCGAAGAGUUUUCAAAUCCUUCUUCCACGCUGUCAUCUGUUGAUUUGAGCAACAACAAGCUGCAGGGACCAAUUCCAAAGUCAGUCUUUCGGCUCUCAAGGCUAAAAAUUCUCUCUCUUGCAUCAAACAACUUCAGUGGUACAGUGGGGCUAGCCUCGAUCGGGAACUUGAGGAAUCUCUCGUAUCUGGAUCUCUCAAAUAAUAUGCUGUCAGUAAUAGAUGGAGAUGAUAAUUCUUCGUGGGUUUCUUUCCCCAAUAUCAGCACAUUGAGACUGGUAUCUUGCAAUCUGAACAGGCUUCCUGGUUUUUUGAGAUAUCAGAAUGGAGUCAGUACCCUGGACCUCUCGAUGAACAGAAUUGGUGGCAGUAUACCCAGGUGGAUAUGGAUUAUUGGGAACUACACUUUCAAUUACUUGAAUCUUUCUUUUAACAUGUUUACCAGCGUGGAAGGACCUCCACCCGAUCUUUCCAAUAUCAGUUCAAUGAUCCUUGAUCUUCAAGCCAACAUGCUUCAAGGACCCCUUCCUCUCCCUCCACCGAACACCAUUGUUUUGGAUUACUCGAACAACUCCUUCACGUCUUCUAUUCCAUCCAAUUUCAGUGCAUAUAUUAGCUUCACCAUCUUCCUUUCACUAUCUAAUAACAGACUCACAGGAGAAAUCCCUCCUUCCAUUUGUAAUGCAAGCUAUCUUCAAGUCCUUGAUCUUUCAAACAACAAUUUGAGUGGUUCGAUCUCAUCAUGCCUUACAGAAGGUAGCAAUCAUUUGGGCAUACUGAAUUUGAGAGGGAACCAGUUUGAUGGAACCUUGCCUCAGAAUUUUAACGGAAAUUGUGCUCUGCGGACAAUAAAUCUCAAUGGUAACCAGUUGAACGGGCAUUUACCCAGAUCCUUGGCCAACUGCAGCAUGCUGGAGGUUUUGGACCUUGGAAACAACCACUUUGUCGGCCCCUUUCCAUACUGGCUGGGGAAAAUUUCUACGCUGCGCGUCCUUGUUCUGAGAUCCAAUGAAUUCGGUGGCCAUGUUGGGCCUCCUCCAGGAAACGAUGGAAGUAAUUACACAUUUGAGAUGCUGCAAAUAUUUGAUCUGUCUUCCAACAACUUCACCGGCAGCUUACCCUCGGAAUGCUUUAAGAGUCUAAAAGCCAUGAAGGCUAAUUCAGAUUUUAAUCGCUCUACUGUGGAUUAUAGGUACCUGGAGUGGAGCAAAUCAUCCUACUAUCAGAACAGUGUCACAGUCAUAUUCAAAGGGCUGGAGAUGACGCUAGUGAAGAUCCUGACGAUCUUCACAUCCAUUGAUUUCUCAAGUAAUCACUUCGAAGGCAGCAUCCCGGGGGAGAUUGGGGAACUCCAUUCACUGGUGGUGUUAAACAUGUCGCACAAUGCUCUUAUAGGUGGAAUCCCUCCUCAGCUUGGGAACGUGCUCCAGCUCGAGUCUUUGGAUCUCUCUUCAAACGACCUCUCAGGCGAAAUUCCCCAGCAACUGACUUCUCUCACUUUCCUUUCUUCUUUGAACCUCUCAUACAACAAUUUAUCGGGAAAAAUACCACAGGGUAGUCAGUUCUCUACAUUUACGAACACUUCGUUUAUAGGGAAUGAAGGAUUAUGUGGGUUUCCAUUAUCAAAACAAUGUAAUUCAACACCUGUGGACCCUUCUGCAGAGUCCUCCAAGUUAGAUCUAAACUGGCAAUUCAUAUUCACAGGAUUGGGAUUUGGAGGGGGAUUGGCAAUGGUAGUGGGGCCUCUUAUGGUGUGGACCAAGGGGAGGAGGUGGUACAACAAGCUUGUUGAUAAACUGCUUUGGGCCAUUAUACCGAAAUGUCAUUGUGACACCCUUGGUGAUUGUAAGGUGGGGGAUGAGGACAUGGUCGAUGACUCCAUGGAGAUGGAAGAGGAGGGCAGAAGGUUCUGCGUCUUCUGUACUAAAUUACAUUUUGUUGGCGGUCGAGUCAUAAUCCGUCAUGUGGAAUGCUCUUGUCUUCGAAUAGAAGAAUAGAGUUUUUUUUUUUUUUUCUUUGUUUUGUAUAUAACAGCAGUCAUAUAUAAAAUAGCUGUAAUCUGCGUAUUUAAAAGGAUGGAGGAUGGAUUCGUUUGAAGAAUCCUAGUUUUCUUUUCA
Messenger RNA from Elaeis guineensis (African oil palm), 4022 nucleotides. RefSeq names its product receptor-like protein 49. The record is from RefSeq and is a predicted model, not a curated record. Lineage: Eukaryota; Viridiplantae; Streptophyta; Magnoliopsida; Arecales; Arecaceae. Gene Ontology annotation, molecular function: protein binding.